AUGAAGACGGCCACUCUCGCGACGCUGGGUCUCUGGACCGCUGCCGCUGUCGCACUACCCGGCGCCCUCGUUCAGCGCAACGAGUGCCCUUCGCCGAGUGCCGUGACUGUGACACAAGUACAGCCUCAAACUGUCACAGAGAAGCUCGUUGAGACAAGCACGGUGACGUUUGUCAGCACGUCGACCAUUCGGCUCCUUCCAGCAACGCAGACGCUGACAUUGCCCGCUCUGCCCAUCACCGUUACGCUACCAGCCCAAAGCCAAAGCAAUGGCCAACAAGCGUCUACGACUCUGACACUCCCGGGUGAGGGACGCACUAUCACAGUUCCCGCACAACAGUUUCCGGCGCAAACGGUUACAGUGGGCGGAGAGGCGACAGUGACAAUCGGUGGUGCGGUCACGACUAUCAGCCUCCCGGGCGUUGCGGCAGUAACCACUGUAACGGUACCCGGAGGUGCUGCUGCGGCGACUGUCACUCUCCCGGCACAGGUCCGAACUGUGACUGUGCCUGCGGAGGUUAAGACGGUUACUUUGCCUGCAGAGACGAAGACUGUUACUUUUUCUCGGGAACAGUCGAGCCCUGCUGCUGUGGGUUCGGUGUCUUUGACCACCGUCACUUUACCUUUCACUACGGAGACACUUACGGCUGAGCUUUCAACUGUCACUGCAGCCCAAGCAUCGACCUCUACGGGCUCGGGAGCGCUGGGCUCACUGACUACUGUCACUGACUCUCCUUCUGUUUCCGUUGUCACUAUCUCUGGUUCUCCUUCCAUUAUUACAGUGCCUGGAUCUACGGUCUUGACUACUGUUACUCUGCCUUCCACAACGCUUACCAGCACUGUCGAAGUUCCUGCUUCUACGAUCACUGUCUCUGGUACUGAGCUUACGACGGUUACCUUGGCGUCGUCUUCUACACCUUCGGGCUCUACCCUCACUGGCACAUCUACUGCCUCUGAGUCUGCUGCUACAACUGAGAGCACCACGACUGGAACGUCUACCUCCACGGAAACUCCCACUGCAGAGACCUCGGCUAGUACCGAGACAUCUACUUCUACUAGAACCACCAGCUCGACUCAGGCUUCUGCUACGGAGACUUCCACUUCUGAAAUUUCUACUGCCAUAGGCUCUUCUACCAUCACUACCUCAACCGAAUCUUCUACAGCAACUUCUACUAUUGCCGAUGCGUCCACUACAGAGGUUUCUACUACUGAAGCAUCUACUUCCGAGGCUUCCACUACGCCGGCAAUCACUUCGACCGAAACAUCGGAUGCUCAAACACCUACCACCACAGAAGCUUCUAUUGUUGAAACCUCUGCUGCAGAGACAACUGCUACCGACGCCUCUACUGCUGAAGCCUCUGCAACGGAAACGCCUACUGCGACUGAGAGAGCAACCAUUGCGUCAUCUACAGACGCACCAACUUCCGUGGCCGAAACAUCCACCGCUGCAACCACUACAGCCACCAGCACCGCUCUCCCCGAGCCAACCGACGUCCUGAUUCAGAACCCCGGCUUCGAAGGCUCAAUGUCUCCAUGGACAAUCAAAGGCUACCCAACCAGCUCCGGCGUCUCCGACGCAGCGCACGCGCACAGCGGAGGCAGCGCGCUGCAAAUCGAGUGGCGCACGGGCGGGGGCGUCAGUUCCGUCGGCGCGCAGCAGUCCGUCACCAUCACGCCGGGGAAGGCGUACGCGCUGAGUUUCUGGCUGCAGCGCAUCGUGACCAGCAACACGGUCGACAAAUGCGGCGUGCUUGUCUUCCUGACGGGGAGCGGCAGGGCCGUAUUGCAGACGCCGUUCCCUGCCGGCAACGACUGGAACAUGCUGCAGACGUCGUUUACUGCGACUGUGGCUGCUGAGACCAUUUUGAUCCAGGUGAACUGCGGUGAUUCGGGCCCGCCGUUCAACUCGCCGAAUUUUUGGUAUCUCGAUGAUGUUGUGGUUGAGCCUACCGCUGGAGUGGUUACUGUUGUUGAGGAGGAUGAGUACUGA
Messenger RNA from Aplosporella prunicola CBS 121167, 1989 nucleotides. RefSeq lists its product as uncharacterized. Lineage: Eukaryota; Fungi; Ascomycota; Dothideomycetes; Botryosphaeriales; Aplosporellaceae. The transcript has 3 exons. The record is from RefSeq and is a predicted model, not a curated record. The coding region runs from base 1 to 1989 and encodes 662 amino acids.